This is a messenger RNA of Dalotia coriaria, 1992 nucleotides long. It is a transcript of the gene Prps, whose product is annotated as phosphoribosyl pyrophosphate synthetase. Bases 139 to 1260 code for a protein of 373 amino acids. Lineage: Eukaryota; Metazoa; Arthropoda; Insecta; Coleoptera; Staphylinidae. Gene Ontology annotation, molecular function: magnesium ion binding; ribose phosphate diphosphokinase activity; ATP binding. The transcript has 6 exons. Gene Ontology annotation, biological process: purine nucleotide biosynthetic process; ribonucleoside monophosphate biosynthetic process; 5-phosphoribose 1-diphosphate biosynthetic process. The record is from RefSeq and is a predicted model, not a curated record. Gene Ontology annotation, cellular component: ribose phosphate diphosphokinase complex; cytoplasm.
UGGGCUGUUUGUGUUGAAUUUCGAUCGCAUCCCGGGCGAGCUCGCGAGCGAAUCCGUUUCGUCACUCGCGUGCCCGGAGCACCAGGUCUCGUCCCCAACGCAUUGCCCUUCCAGCGAUAAGUGUACCCGACCAACAGAAUGUGUGAAGGGGAGCCCAAGGCGAUGCCCAUCUUAUCGCAGCCCGUGCGUGCUAGAAGUUUAGUGCGGGCGAAUAUCGAGAAGCCUAGUGUGAUAUUGCACAGCAGAAUGCCCAACAUCAAAGUCUUCAGCGGUACCUCGCACCCCGAUCUCGCGCAGCGGAUCGUAGACCGCCUGGGCAUCGAUCUUGGUAAAGUUGUUACCAAGAAAUUCAGUAAUCUCGAAACAUGCGUGGAGAUAGGCGAGUCGGUGCGUGGCGAAGAUGUGUACAUCGUGCAAUCGGGCAGUGGAGAAAUCAACGACAACCUGAUGGAGUUGUUGAUUAUGAUCAAUGCUUGCAAAAUCGCAUCAGCGAGUCGCGUGACCGCCGUUAUCCCAUGCUUCCCGUACGCCAGACAAGACAAAAAGGACAAAGGUGAGGGUGCAAAAGACCAACUACAAAAGUGGAAAUCAAACGAAUGGAAGUUCAGGAGUCGUGCGCCUAUCUCUGCCAAACUGGUGGCAAACAUGCUGUCUGUCGCCGGCGCCGAUCACAUUAUCACAAUGGACCUGCACGCAUCUCAGAUACAAGGCUUCUUUGAUAUUCCCGUGGAUAACCUGUAUGCCGAACCAGCCGUCCUGAAAUGGAUUAAGGAAAAUAUCGCAGAUUGGCGCAAUAGUAUCAUUGUAUCGCCCGAUGCUGGUGGCGCGAAGAGAGUCACUUCAAUCGCAGAUAGACUCAAUGUUGAGUUUGCGUUGAUUCACAAGGAGCGAAAGAAGGCUAAUGAGGUGGCGUCGAUGGUACUUGUCGGUGAUGUGAAGGAUCGCGUUGCUAUUCUUGUCGACGAUAUGGCUGACACAUGCGGCACAAUUUGCCACGCCGCAGAAAAACUUAUGGAGGCUGGUGCCACCAAGGUUUAUGCAAUUCUUACCCAUGGCAUAUUUUCGGGGCCGGCUAUUUCCAGGAUAAAUGCGGCAUGUUUUGAGGCUGUCGUUGUUACCAACACCAUUCCACAGGACGGACAUAUGAAAGAGUGUUCAAAAAUUCAGUGUAUUGAUGUUUCCAUGAUGUUUGCCGAGGCUGUCCGGAGAACGCACAACGGCGAAUCUGUUUCUUAUCUCUUCUCGAACGUUCCUUACUAAAUGGAUAACAAACAUCAGCAAAGCGAAUACACUGCAAAUAUUUGAAAGACGAAUCAAUUUGCUACUAAUAUAAAAUAUACACUAGAGUCGAUAAAAAUAGUAAUACAUAUAUGUAUUUGAAUUAUACAAUGAUAGAGAUGAAUGUAAAUUACGGAUGAUCAUAUGGCCACAUACAAAAACAAAGGUGAUAAGAAUGUACAUGGGCUAACUAAAAUCAAAAUAAUUGGGCCAACGAACAUUGAAAGAACGCAUCAUUUCGGAAGUGGUUUGCGUCAAAUUACAUGAAGAUAUUUUAUAUUCCAAAUGUUAAUACAGAAAUAUAUAUUUACUAUGUACAUUUUUAUAUAGGACACAAUGAAGCGAAGCUGUUCUGUUAAUUGGAAGCGAUUGAUCACAACACAACCACUUUUUAUUAGAUUUUUUUGUCGAUGUACGGGCAUUGUCCUGGUUCGUACGGUCCAUUAUCUGGUUUCUUACAUAUGAAAUGUUUUUUCGGAUUCAACGCACACUGAAAAUUUAUUUUUUUGUUACUUUAAUACAUCCUGUUUAUGUUUGUUUAUUGACUAUCUUUUGAUGAUUUCAAACAAUUGUUAAUAAUACACUCUUAGAUGGAAUCUCUGGAUGCGUCCGAGCAUUACAUUCUGCGCGAGCAUUGUGAUUAAUUUAACUUGUUGCCAUAAUUAUUGUUUAAAUGUUGAAUAAAUGCAGGAAUUGUUUUCGUUAUGCUAGAAA